AUGCCCGACCCAUUGACUGCUCUAUCGACUGCUGCUAGCGUCGUCUCUCUGGUAGACGUAACGAUCCGAGCCUGCGAAGGCAUCUACGGCCUUGUCAUCUCAUGGAGGAAUGCUCCCGGUGCGGUCAAAGAUUUGCGGCAAACGGUCGAGGGUAUCGAAUCGAUCCUUCGCAAUCUAAAAACAUUUGUGACAGAAUAUGAAUCUUCAGUCCCGUUUCGGCAACAUCGCCAAGUUUUACCUGAUUCCUUGAAUGCAGAUAUCAUCAGCAUUGGAGAGACCCUAGGUCUCCUGGAUGGAAUCUUGACGUCGAGUGGCGAAGCCAAAAACGUUCGCAGAAGGGCAAGAUGGGCUAUUGAUGAGAAGAAAACCCUGGAGAUAGUACAGCGGCUAGAAACACAGCAAGUUGCACUCAUUUUGAGCCUGCAGACUGUUGCACAGAGGAGUUCGAUCGCCCGUCACCAUGACAUGUUCAGGAUUGAAACAAACUUGAAGCAAAGCCAUGCCAUUUCGACGGAACAGGUCUUGAAUGCACUGAAGCCCAUCAGCCGGCGUUUAGACGUCAUCGCACAAAACGAAGCAAGUGCCUCGAUGGGACACGCCUCAUUGAGUACAUCAAUUGAAGCGCUUCGAGAGACAAACCUUGACCUUCACAACACUCUAGAAACCAAAUUGGACAAUUUGAUGUCAGGCCUCUCUCAAGCACCCUUCCUGAGAGACUCCAUACGAUCAGAGAUUCUUGUUCGACCGUCCACCAAUGGUGUUCUGGCCAGGAUAUUUAGGACGGAGCUGAAACACGUUGUCAUCCCCAUUGUAGAGGAACGCUUGAACGCUUAUAAUUCUGCAUCUGAGGCACAACUCGUCGCCAUACGUGAGAGCAUCGAUUCGAUGGCAAAUGGGUUCCAGCAGUCUUUGCAAAGCGUCUCUCGAUUAGACGCAAACACUUCUUACCAGGAUUCCGGGCCAGAAAAGGAUGGGUUUGGAAGGGAAACCCAAGAAAAUGUCCAGAGCCCAGCAGCUACCAGCCUAAGCAUCGGCCAAUACCCCGAAGUCUAUAGAGAAGUCAGUCCUUCUAGCGCUCUGAUUGACCCUGCUACGAGGCUCUGGACCCACACUUGGUGCUUUAGAUGGAGGGUAGGAUCCUUGCACGUCACAGCAUCGGCCUUCAAAAUGGAUAGUAGGUACCAAAAAUUCAGCAAUGCCUAUCAAAUCAGCCCCAUUAGUGGGCCGAGGAUUGGUUACAAAUUCCUGAUGACUUUCAUACCAGCACAAAGUUUCCUGUCCUUGAGAGGGAUCUCGAUCUCCUGCAGAAGCCAAAGAGAUCAGCGUGGAUAUCUUGAACUAUGUCCUAUACUUUCGUCAUUUGCUGUCAUUCCUUACAAUUCUGAUGUCUUUUCAUUCAGUGCAAAAGGUGAUUUAGAGGGACUUCGACAGCUGUUUUUUAAUCGAGUAGGAUCUCCCACAGAUCGAGAUGAAGAUGGGUGGACUCCUUUACACUAUGCUGCAAGAUCUGGCAACUAUGAGAUUUGUAAAUUCCUUCUGACAGAGGGCGCGGAUCCUCUCGCGCUAGCCACUUCUGGACGCUUGAAUAGAAACUGUUUGGAUCUGAUAGCCCAUACCGGCUCAAUGUUUCCAGUGAGAGCGUGUGGGAUGCCCAACAAGGUUGACUAUUGUGCUGCUGCUCGGCUUCUACACAAUGCUGGUUGCGACUUGAAUGAUGGCAAUAUUUGUGGGCUCCUUUGGUUUCCCGAGCCACCGUUGCCUACACGACUCCCACCAUUGGACCGCAGACUCUUAACGAAAAUUAGGAAUCUCAAUUAUGAAGACUCUGACGAACUAAUCACCUUUCUCCGUUGUCAAGUCCUAGAGAUAGAUGAUGUUAAAGCAGAUGAGCUCGCAGAACAGUUGCGGCAUUGCUUAAAUGUUACACCCUUCUUCAAAUCUGCCGGAAUCGGAUACGGUUUCUACGCAACACAAAGAACAUACUACCUCUGUGGUCUCGGUGCUAAUGUCAGAGCAAGAGACGCUUCCGGCAGACAGCCUUUGCAUUACCUAUUUCAAAAGCCUUGGUCAGAUGAGACAUCUUGUCACGUGAUCUACCUGGCAUAUCUACUCAUUGAAGCUGGAGCGGAUAUCUGGGCUUGUGAUGAUCGUGGCAACACACCGACUUCGCUGGUCCUGAAACAUGAUCGAUGGGAUGAUUGGUGCAAGAUUCUGGAGCGCUGCGGUCUCGAUGUGGAACAUGUUCUCAGGACAGAGAGGGACCACCGCUGGAAUCGGCAACAUCUCAAUGAUGCUGAGCGGUCCGGUGUGGACACCGAACAUCUCGAGUUUCCUAAUCAUGAGGUCUCGUUGAGACGACGAGGAGCGUACACUCGAGAGGUUGAUGGAUAG
Messenger RNA from Letharia columbiana, 2391 nucleotides. RefSeq lists its product as uncharacterized. Gene Ontology annotation, molecular function: protein binding. NCBI's taxonomy places the organism in Eukaryota, Fungi, Ascomycota, Lecanoromycetes, Lecanorales, Parmeliaceae. Bases 1 to 2391 code for a protein of 796 amino acids. The record is from RefSeq and is a predicted model, not a curated record. The transcript is spliced from 4 exons.